This is a messenger RNA of Columba livia (rock pigeon), 4370 nucleotides long. It is a transcript of the gene LHX6, whose product is annotated as LIM homeobox 6. Gene Ontology annotation, cellular component: nucleus. Gene Ontology annotation, molecular function: DNA-binding transcription factor activity, RNA polymerase II-specific; RNA polymerase II transcription regulatory region sequence-specific DNA binding. NCBI's taxonomy places the organism in Eukaryota, Metazoa, Chordata, Aves, Columbiformes, Columbidae. The record is from RefSeq and is a predicted model, not a curated record. Gene Ontology annotation, biological process: forebrain neuron development; regulation of transcription by RNA polymerase II; neuron differentiation. Bases 103 to 1380 code for a protein of 425 amino acids. The transcript has 10 exons.
AGCGGGGCCGGCGCGGUUCCCCGCCCUUCCUGCCGCGGCCGCGGGACGCGCCGCCCGCGGGCACGGAGCGCGGCGGCGGGCGGAGCGGGGCGCGCCCGCCCCAUGCACCGGAGCCAUGAGGGCGGGCAGCCCCGGGGCCCGGGCCGCCGCGCCCGGGCCGGCGCCGAGGCGGGCAAGGUGAGCGCCGCCGCUGCUGUCGUCGGGGCCGGGAGCGGGGCGGUUUAUAUAGGGUGCCCCGCGCUCGCCCGGCGCAUGGAGCCGCAGCCUCCCUCUCCCGCUCUCUCCCGCAAGGUGAUGCCGCCGGAGCCGCUGCCCAAGGGGAGCGUCCGCUGCCUCGACCCGCACACCCGCACCAUGUCGCAGCCCGACGGGGAGCCGCUGCCCGGCGCCCUGGAGAAGGAGGACGCCCGCUCAGCGCCCAGCACACCCUCCACCCCGUCUGUCUGCUCCCCGCCAUCCUCCUCCUCCUCCACGCCAUCGGCCGGAAAGAACGUCUGCUCCAGCUGCGGGCUGGAGAUCCUCGACCGGUACCUGCUCAAGGUGAACAACCUCAUCUGGCACGUCCGCUGCCUGGAAUGCUCCGUGUGCCGCACCUCGCUGCGGCAGCAGCACAGCUGCUACAUCAAGAACAAGGAGAUCUUCUGCAAGAUGGACUACUUCAGCCGGUUCGGUACCAAGUGUGCCCGCUGCGGCAGGCAGAUCUAUGCCAGCGACUGGGUGCGGCGAGCGCGGGGCAAUGCCUACCACCUUGCCUGCUUCGCCUGCUUCUCCUGCAAGCGGCAGCUCUCCACCGGUGAGGAGUUCGGCUUGGUGGAGGAGAAGGUGCUGUGCCGGAUUCACUAUGACACCAUGAUUGAGAACCUCAAGCGAGCAGCAGAAAACGGCAACGGGAUCACGCUGGAGGGGGCUGUGCCCUCGGAGCAGGACAGCCAGCCCAAGCCAGCCAAGAGAGCCCGCACCUCCUUCACCGCCGAGCAGCUGCAGGUCAUGCAGGCACAGUUCGCUCAGGACAACAACCCCGACGCACAAACGCUUCAGAAGCUGGCAGACAUGACAGGGCUGAGUCGGAGAGUCAUUCAGGUUUGGUUUCAAAACUGCAGAGCCCGCCAUAAAAAACACACCCCCCAGCACACGGUGCCACCCUCGGGAGCCCCCCCGUCCCGCAUCCCCUCCUCGCUCUCGGAUGACAUUCACUACUCGCCCUUCAGCAGCCCGGAGCGGGCCCGGAUGGUAACGCUGCACGGAUACAUUGAAAGUCAGGUACAGUGUGGACAAGUGCACUGUAGACUGCCCUACACUGCUCCGCCAGUGCACCUCAAAGCAGACAUGGAAGGACCACUGUCUAAUAGGGGUGAGAAGGUCAUCCUCUUUCAGUACUGACCGCGCAAACUCUUCCUCACCUGCCCCUGGCGCUACCAGCACCGCUGCCCCUCAGCCGCUGAAACGCAGCGUCCAGCCCGAGGCACCGGGUGUCAGUCACGCGGGAGAAACUCCGAUCCAGCAUUCUCAGUUCUUUCCAUUGACCAGCAUCUCACAUCCACUCUGAUUUCUCCAGCGACACUCUGUGUAUGUGUGUGUUGAGUGCAGAGUUACAUUUUUCACUUGUUUCUUGUGGACUUGUAGAAUGACCGUGAGUCUCUCCAGGGCAAUGCCAGACACAGUCAAAAUUAGUGACUCUGCUGUGCUUGCAAACCUUGCUCCCAAACCCAUGGGAAUAUGAACAAAGCGGAACAUGCCGAGUCUCGGGGGGGUCGAUGAUCACCUCUGAAUAUGAAGGAAGGAGGAAUUUACGUGGUUUGGCCUGAUUCUCUUUUUGCACCAGUGAAGCGCUGUCGGUUCCCGGACAUCCCUCCUUAUUUCCACUUGCACGUGUGAAAUCUGAAAUGGGCUUUUUUGGCUCAGCAACUUGAUAUAUACACAGACCUUCCUGAGCCAAACUCGCAGGUAGCUGAGACUCCACUAAGUGGAAAACAUGAUGCCAGCUGGAAAUAGGCAGUUUUCCUUCCUCCUCGAAGUGCUUUAGAAUCACAUGUCCUUUGAUUUACUCCAAGGUAAGUAAAUCUUAGUGUUUUUCCCCCCAAUUUAUAGGAGGGGAAACCGAAAUGUCCUAAACUGAGAGGAUCCGUGGGGGUUGGUGGCAGAGCCAAGUUUAGCACCCUGAAGUUUGUGAUUGCCGACUUGUUCUUAGAGCACCGAGUAUCUCUCUCCUCUCACAGCCAUCUGCCAAAUCUUUUUAAAUCCUUUUUUUAUUCUUGCUCUUUAUUAACAAGCUACUUUAUUUCCUUGGAGUCAUAUUGGAUCACAAAUGAGUGAUUUCAGAAUGUACCUACACAAAACUCUUAGACACUCCAUACUCUGGGACUGGGAAAUCCCGAAUGGAAGCUGACCAGAAAUGCGUAGAAAUGUUCUGCCCUGGUGUGGACCCCAGUGCAGUCAGUGGAAACAGUGGGGUAGAAACCAGAGGCCAGUUAAAAAGGCGAAAACUGCAAUAAGGCCAGCAGGACAGCGGCUAACGGAGCGGACAGCAAGGUGAUGGCGCAUUCCUGUGUUGCUCUGAGUCCCAGUGCUGUCCCUCGCUGGUGUUUGCUGCAGCAAAGGAAGCACUCAGCCCCAAAUCCGGGAAAAAAACCCGAAAUGAUCCUUCAUUGACGGGAAUAACAAAAAGUAAACAAGUAAGCUUUGCCAGCCCUUCUCUGUUCGCGCUUGGCCAGGAGCAGGUCUGUAAGGAAACCUCUCUCUGUGCAAGCACACGGGUCUGUCUUGCUGCGCGCGGUCUGUGAGGCUGUGCUUCCAGCAACGGGAAAGGCCACCCCGAGCCACCAUUAGCACGUAAUGUGACCGAACUGUGCCUGGGGAACAGAAGACAUGGAUCCAUACAUCACACAGCUUGUUUUUAAUUGGAACUGUAGAGACGUGUGGUUUUCUCUGGAUCCUGGAUCACUCUGCAGCAUUGGCUGGGUGGGCAGCCGUCCCGCCGGUUUGGCCAGUCGGUGUUGCACGCGUGGCAAACCUUCUCCUGCCCGUGUCCCUGAGCUCUGUGUGAUACCAGCGCUGCACGCGUGGCCCCGGGUGACGGUGAGGCACGCUCGCCACGCCGGCUGUGGAGGGGACAGCAUGAGGGGCCCAGGUGGCCACCAAGACCUCGUGGUUUGAGAAGUAACCGAAUGCAAGCAUGCAUCGAUACUGGUCGGAACAAAUAUAUAUGUACAUACACACAUACCUCUGUGUGUGUAUAUAUAUAUUAAAAAAAAAUACAGAGAGAGAGAAUGAUGGCAAUAACUUGGCCAGUUGGGUCAGUAUUCUGCCUAAUUGCAGCCAGCAGUCAGCAGCUCUAUCCCAAAUUUAAAAUAACAUUUGAAAGGUGAGAAGAAAUUAAGUUUGCAAGGUAUUAUUGUCACCUCCUGGUGUGCAAAUAGCCAUUUGCAGUGUGUAGCCAGUGACGAGGCGCGCCAGCCCUGACUGGAGCCACCGCUGCCCAAGUGUCCCCUCGGGGAGGGAACAGCCACCAGUUGAACCCGUUGCAGUCACUUUUCUUCAUGUCUGUAGCCAUGAGAGCAGGACGGGUGGUCCCUUCAUUGGCUAUUGGAGCAUUUGUGACCGUGAGGUUGCAGUGGGUUGUGGUGUCCACACACAACAGCCUUGAGAUGCUGGUGUUGGUCAGCAGGGUCACCGGGGCCCAGCGUUCUUCUCCGUUUGUGCUCGCGCAUCCUAAUGACGGUUUAGUUGUGGAAUUAGUGCCAUAAAUGAGUGCGUAGCUAUUUCACUGAAGACUGAAGGAGAGACUUCAGGCUCUAGCUUGACCUGACAUCCCACAGUACUUGAGAUUCCCACAACUGUUUGGCUGAGGGAGGAAACGGUUUGUUGCAUUUCUCUUCUGUCUCGGCGGUGCGUUGAAAGGGAAACUCUUUCAUAUAUACCUGCUAAAUAUCAACUUAGUUACUGAUCAAAAAAAGCCCACUUGUGAAAUGUACUGUAUAUCGAGGUUGUGGUAACGGACGGGGCUGGCGGGGCCGAGGGUGCGGGUGCUGCUCCGGGGGCACCGGCUCUGCCGGGGGGCACGUCCCCCCAAUGGGUAGCCAGGAGCAGCUUUGCUAAUUCAGAAAUCAUUCAGAAUGCUCUGUUUAUAUUAAGCCCAAAUUGUUUGCAAAAACUGGAAGCAAUUCAGCUUGUGCAGUUUUUAGAGCUAAUUAUGUGUAUGGAAAAUACUCAACUGUACCCAAGAAUGUAAGAAAUCCUCUAAUUUAUUCAGUACAUUGUUUCACAACGUAUUUCACACUGACUGUUGCCACUGAACCAAACCUUAUCUCAGGUCAUUUGCAUUCAUCUCCUGUCUGUAGAUUAAAAAGAAAAUAAAAUGAAAAUCAUUCUCA